AUGAUUCGUUAUACCAGAAUACCACGCCUAAAUUAUCUCGGGGCUGGAAGUUUGCUGCCCAGCGCGAGACAAUUGCAUACAACUAAGGUGUCUUCUGAUUUCUUUUCAUGGUUUAAGAGUAAGAAGAAUCAGGACCAGGAACCUACAGUUCCAACUAAAGGUACUCAGGAACUUAUCAGUGACAUUGAGGCCGGAAAAACAUCCAAGAUCUCUAAUAAACAAAAGCUGGAGCUAAUACCUGAAAACUUCAUUGGCGAAGAAGAGGGCGAACUGGCGGAGAAAGCUCGUGCAAAACAGAUUAAAGGAGUUCCAUUCAACAGAUGGUUAUCCGCGAAAAAGGUCGCAAAUGAAGCACAGCUCGAUGCUCUUCUAAUAGAAUCAUACAACAAUGCUUGGAAUGGAAGUAAAAUCACUUCGGCGACUGAUUCCAAGCUCGAGGGAACAUUCCCUGAUCUGGUGAUAAAGUUUAAUUUCACAAAAUCUUUACAGGCCAGUAGUGGGUAUUUGAUUCCUGACUAUCAAUUGACGAUUUUAAAUACUCCAGCUCAGUUCAAAAAUUAUAUUUGCAAAGAAAUUCUUUCCGGCAAGCAAGCAAGAUAUAAGGAGUCUGAACCAAAUGCAAUCCACCUUUCCUCGGCUCAGUUCACAUCUCCUAACAUCUACAUCGUUCCCGAUGUUAAACCCAAGGCACAAAAGAACACAUAUCGUAAGAUAAUAAGGGAAGUGAAUAUACUUGAGGCUGAAAGUGCAAGAAGAGCAAUCGAACAGGCAAGACAAAGUUGA
Molecule: messenger RNA, 783 nt
Organism: Torulaspora delbrueckii
Lineage: Eukaryota; Fungi; Ascomycota; Saccharomycetes; Saccharomycetales; Saccharomycetaceae
Gene: MRPL13
Product: mitochondrial 54S ribosomal protein mL50 MRPL13
Exons: 1
Coding region: 1-783 (260 amino acids)
Cellular component (GO): mitochondrion
Source: RefSeq, a predicted model, not a curated record